This is a messenger RNA of Cantharellus anzutake, 620 nucleotides long. RefSeq lists its product as uncharacterized. Gene Ontology annotation, biological process: tRNA 5'-leader removal. The transcript is spliced from 5 exons. NCBI's taxonomy places the organism in Eukaryota, Fungi, Basidiomycota, Agaricomycetes, Cantharellales, Hydnaceae. The record is from RefSeq and is a predicted model, not a curated record. Bases 127 to 579 code for a protein of 150 amino acids. Gene Ontology annotation, cellular component: ribonuclease P complex. Gene Ontology annotation, molecular function: ribonuclease P RNA binding.
GCACUCCACUCUCUCUUUCACCCCUCGCACAAGCUCUGCAGCAGCGAAGGGCGGCAUAAGCGCCUUGUGACGACACCGUCGCCUGAAGUCACAUGUUCCGCUCCCUUGUGUCAAUGGUUCUAUCCCAUGGUCCGCUUCAAAAACCGAUGGUUCUUGGUUGAAUUCAUUCAUGCCGACAGCAAACCACCCACUUUGGUAUCGGAGAGAGUGGUUUUUCAGGCGUUAAAGGAGAGUGUGCAGACGAAUUUUGGGGAAUGGGGGGCAGGAUCGCUCGACAAAUUGUCUGUCAGGUACUACUCUCCUGUCACGAAUAUAUGUAUCAUUAGAGCACCGAGAGAACGAUACCGAUUGGCAUGGGGGGCUUUGACUCUCCUGAGUGCUCUCGAAGACGUGCGGUACAUACCACGCGUAAUCAAAGUCUCUGGUACUGUAAAGAAGCUGCAGUUAGCUGCCAUUCGACACAACCAUGAAGAGAUCUCUAAAAUCCGAACUCAUCCGAGGGGCCAGUUGACAGAAGCGGAGGCAAUAUCAUACCUGGCUCGAAGCCAAGAAGAGAUCGAGGGGUUGAAGGAAUACUAAAAUUAAAUGUUAUACGAAGAUAUGGUUAGAAGGGUUCAUUG